Messenger RNA from Pyrus x bretschneideri (Chinese white pear), 942 nucleotides. Its product is annotated as histidine-containing phosphotransfer protein 1. The record is from RefSeq and is a predicted model, not a curated record. Gene Ontology annotation, biological process: cytokinin-activated signaling pathway; phosphorylation; phosphorelay signal transduction system. The coding region runs from base 222 to 704 and encodes 160 amino acids. The transcript has 6 exons. NCBI's taxonomy places the organism in Eukaryota, Viridiplantae, Streptophyta, Magnoliopsida, Rosales, Rosaceae. Gene Ontology annotation, cellular component: cytoplasm; nucleus. Gene Ontology annotation, molecular function: histidine phosphotransfer kinase activity; protein histidine kinase binding.
GUAAUCAAGUAAGGAAUACUAGAAAAGGUGAGUUCAUGUACUGCGCAUUUAUAUAAUUUAGAGCCCACAAAGGUAGGAAUCUUAAUUUAGAGCUUCCCUCCUCGCACUCCAAAAUAAAAAUUAGAGCAACCCCUGCAUUGAGUUUUCCUCUAUUUAAAGGGGAGGAAAGGGUGCAAUGAAUUCAUAAAUCCUCCGAAAAUUCAAAUAAAAGAAAGAAAAAAAUGAAUGUUGAAAAGCUUGGGAGUGAUGCCAUGGAUGGCGUUUCUCAGUUGCAGAAGCAGUUGGUUGACUACACAGCUUCACUCUUUGAUGAGGCAUUUCUGGAUGAACAGUUCAACCAACUUCAGCAACUGCAAGAUGAGAACAACCCAGAUUUUGUAGUUGAAGUGGUGUCUCUUUUCUUUCAAGAUACUGAGAGGCUUGUUAAUGAACUCGCAAAAGCUCUAGAUCAGCAGCGUGUUGACUAUAAGUUUGUGGAUAAAAGUGUUCACCAAUUGAAGGGUAGCAGCUCCAGCAUUGGUGCUCAGAGAGUUCAGAGGGCCUGCAUUUCAUUCCGGAACUUCUGCGAUGAGCAGAACGUCGAAUGGUGCAUAAAAUGUCUGCAGCAGGUGAAGCAUGAGUAUUUACUUGUGAAAAAUAAACUGGAAAAUCUUUUUGAGCUGCAGAGACAGGUUGUGGCGGCUGGCGGUUCGCUUCCAAGGUAAUGCAAAAUGGUGAGAGAUCGAUCCAGUGAAGGGAAGUUUAUGAUAUCAGCAGAUUAAAUAACUGAGGGAAGCACAUUGUGGGGCUGUGGAUAUGCAGCGAAGCUUGCUAUUUUUACUUUCUUCUUUUUGUUCAUCUCCUAUUUGGUUGAGCCUCCAAAUUGCUUGGGGCUCAAAAGAAGUUGAGUUGAACUGAUUUAUAUGGCAAAAAAUGUGAAUUAAUGAAUCCUUUCUACCUCAA